Emiliania huxleyi CCMP1516 is the source of this 1008-nucleotide messenger RNA. RefSeq lists its product as hypothetical. The coding region runs from base 1 to 1008 and encodes 335 amino acids. Gene Ontology annotation, molecular function: protein binding. NCBI's taxonomy places the organism in Eukaryota, Haptophyta, Isochrysidales, Noelaerhabdaceae. The record is from RefSeq and is a predicted model, not a curated record. The transcript is spliced from 5 exons.
AUGUGCGACCUCAUCGAGCCAUCCACGACCAUGGACGAUCUUCCGGAGGAGUGCCUCGUCCACAUCGCUUGCCAGCUGCGGUCGGUGCGUGACCUUGGCGCCGCGGCGCAAGCGAGCAAGCUUUUCCGCGACGUCUUCUACUCGGACUUUGUGUGGCGCGCCCUGUGCGUCGCCGGAAAACAUGGCGCGUCGUUAGACUUCAGCGAGAAUGUGCUCGGCUCGUUUUCGCACCCCGACGCGAAGCCGACAGCACGAGGCGCCGCUGCGGGCGUCGAGCGGCAGUCGUCCGCAUCUGGACAGCCGUGGCGCGAGGUGUACCGCACCACGAGACAAGAGUGCACGCAGGCGUCGCUGCUUGGCACGGCGAUGCAGCGGCUCGGCCUCAGGCGCGCCACGCUCCCCGCAUACUCCGCCAUCGUCUCGGAGCCGUUCAAGUACGCGGGCGACCAGGACCGCGGCUUCAGCGCCCCCGGCCGCCGAGGGCGCGAGGCUUGUCGGGCAGACACCGAGCAGCAGCUGCUGCACGGCUUUGGCGUGCGCAGGCUCGCGCACCCUUCCCCGCCUCUCCUUCUUCCUCGGACCGAGGCUGGGCCCCUCAGCAGGCUCGCCAUCGUCGACUCGGCCUCGCUCUGCCUCUUCUCCCACCGGCUCACCUCCGGCGUCGUCGUCAACAUCGGGUUCGGUGAGGCCUUCCUCGCGCACAUCGGAGGAGCGAGCAUGCUGGCCGGCACGUCCACCUUCGCCACGCACUGGGCCGUCCGCACGCCAGAGGCGGUGGCGCGCAGGUAUGGGCGGCGCGACAGCGGCGGCCAGGGCGACGGCGACGACUUCAAGCAGAGCAGCGAGGAGGAGGAGGAGACCGAGGAGGAGACCGAGCCAAGGGAGGGCCCGCGCACACGCUCGCAGAGCCAAGGCGGAGCGCCGAGCCAGGGCGGAGCAGCCGGGACUUCCGGCAUCGACUACUCGCGCUGGGACCGGCUGCAGUGCAGCGACGACGACGACGACUGA